This is a messenger RNA of Caenorhabditis elegans, 1715 nucleotides long. It is a transcript of the gene pst-1, whose product is annotated as Adenosine 3'-phospho 5'-phosphosulfate transporter 1. The transcript is spliced from 7 exons. The record is from RefSeq and is marked reviewed. Gene Ontology annotation, biological process: transmembrane transport; 3'-phospho-5'-adenylyl sulfate transmembrane transport. The coding region runs from base 1 to 1227 and encodes 408 amino acids. NCBI's taxonomy places the organism in Eukaryota, Metazoa, Nematoda, Chromadorea, Rhabditida, Rhabditidae. Gene Ontology annotation, cellular component: Golgi membrane; endomembrane system.
AUGGAUCCAUUGAGCUGGGGUCGUGGUUGGUAUGCUAUUCAGACAAUAUCUGGGUCUGUAAUACAGUAUUUAAAAGAGGCCCGCGACAAGCCUCCAGAUGAGCUGGUAUGGCCUCUUCGUCUUUUCCUGAUUCUUCUUGGUUACUCGACAGUUGCCACACCAGCAGCAAUUUUAAUUUAUUAUGUUAGGAGGAAUCGACAUGCUUUCGAAACUCCGUACCUAUCAAUACGCUUACUUCUCCGAAGUUUUGCUGUCGGAAAUCCAGAAUAUCAGCUAAUACCAACAGGAGAGAAACAAGCUCGGAAAGAAAACGAUUCGAUUCCACAAACACGAGCACAAUGCAUAAAUGUAAUUAUCCUCUUGCUCUUCUUUUUCAGUGGAAUUCAAGUAACACUUGUCGCAAUGGGAGUUCUACAAGAAAGAAUUAUUACAAGAGGCUAUCGGAGAUCUGAUCAGUUGGAAGUGGAGGACAAGUUCGGGGAAACUCAAUUUUUGAUUUUCUGCAAUCGGAUAGUGGCUCUCGUUUUGAGCUUGAUGAUUUUAGCCAAAGAUUGGACAAAACAACCACCACACGUUCCUCCACUUUAUGUUCACUCGUACACCUCAUUCUCAAAUACGAUUUCAUCUUGGUGUCAAUAUGAAGCACUGAAAUACGUCUCAUUCCCCACUCAGACAAUCUGUAAAGCCUCAAAAGUGGUUGUGACAAUGUUAAUGGGACGAUUGGUUAGAGGACAGAGAUAUUCUUGGUUUGAAUAUGGAUGUGGAUGCACAAUUGCAUUUGGAGCCAGUUUGUUCUUGUUGAGCUCAUCAUCGAAAGGAGCCGGAUCGACUAUUACAUACACAUCGUUUUCCGGAAUGAUUCUCAUGGCUGGAUAUCUUCUCUUCGAUGCAUUCACGCUGAAUUGGCAGAAAGCUUUAUUUGAUACAAAACCAAAAGUUUCCAAAUAUCAGAUGAUGUUCGGUGUCAACUUCUUCUCAGCUAUAUUAUGUGCAGUUUCUCUAAUAGAACAAGGAACUCUGUGGUCUUCUAUCAAAUUUGGAGCCGAACACGUUGAUUUCUCUCGUGAUGUCUUCCUUCUUUCUCUAUCUGGAGCCAUCGGACAAAUCUUCAUCUAUUCAACUAUUGAGAGAUUUGGCCCGAUUGUAUUUGCAGUGAUCAUGACUAUUCGGCAGAGAUGGCUCCACCUCCACCACCUGAACCGUUUCGUCUCAAAUUUUUAUCAAUGAUAAUUGCCGUCAUCCACAUAUAAAUAUCCGUUUCUGCUUUUUCUCUGUAUUAUUUUGCAUUGCCUCUUCGCGCAUUUCGUGUACACUCUUCGUUUUUGUCACAUCAUCUACCCGUCUCCCACUCCCACACACCCGUACGAUCACAGCUUCUUCCUCUCCCGCACUCCCUCCUUUCUGUAAUUUUUCACUGAUUUUGCCGUCGAUUUUGGCAUUGUAGCCUUCCUCAUCCCCCUUAUUCUUAUCACGUCAGCAGAAGCAUCUGAUUCAUUUCUUCUAUUUAUUGCAUUUAUCACUGUGUGUCAUGCACGGGUUUUUUCGUUUUUCAUCCUUGCUACAUUGGUCACCCCCCUCCCCUCCCACCAUUCACUCCCAUUUUGAAAGAUAGUUCUUAUAUCCUUUGGCAUUAUCAUAUAGGUGAUUAUUAGACAUAUCAAAUUGAUCAUUUGUUUUUCCUUUCCACUUCCCUAAUGUAAUAAACAAUUUAAUUA